Molecule: messenger RNA, 1358 nt
Organism: Aureococcus anophagefferens
Lineage: Eukaryota; Pelagophyceae; Pelagomonadales; Pelagomonadaceae
Exons: 5
Coding region: 17-1168 (383 amino acids)
Biological process (GO): protein targeting to membrane; peptidyl-L-cysteine S-palmitoylation
Cellular component (GO): Golgi apparatus; endoplasmic reticulum
Molecular function (GO): protein-cysteine S-palmitoyltransferase activity
Source: RefSeq, a predicted model, not a curated record
AACGGUGGACCGAACAAUGGCCACCGUUGAAAACCUACGGUUGCUCGCAGUUUGUUCAUAUGCUGUAUUCACGAUUGCAGUUUCUUUGGUCGCCUUUCCACAGCGAGUCGUGUGGCCAACAAUGCGCCAGCUAUGUGGUAGACAGACGCAAAAGCGAACUGCAGAGUUCAGUCGAUGGCUUUGUGAGGAACCAAAUGUAGUAUUGCAGAUAUUUUAUCUAAUGUUCGUUUGUGGUGGGUACGGAACUGUUGUCGUUUUUGCAUACCCGCGCGUACCAUGUACGAGCUUAGGUCCACAGCACAGGGGCUUGGGGAUGUUGUGUUUCGCAUCUUGUCUCACAUCUUUUGUGGCUGCAAGCACUAGAGAACCUGGCUACAUCGUUGACAAUGAAACUGUUGCCAAGCAUGAAAAUUAUGCGUACGAUUGUAUGCUUUUUUGGCCGAACAAAGUUUGUCCGACAGCCAACGUAUGUAAGAUUGCUAGGUCAAAAUAUUGCGCUACAACCAAGUGCAAUAUUGCGCGCUUUGAUCAUUUUUGCCCAUGGGUUAACAACGCGAUUGGAGAGGAAAAUUAUCGCGUUUUCCUGCUCUUCUUAUCUUGUCACGCUGUCCUCUUAUGUUAUGGGGCCAUAUGCAUCUCCCUUAUCCUGUACGACCUCAUCUUGAUAGAGGACCUUUUCAACGUGAAGUUUUAUGACCCGAGGACUGGCACGACGAUGACCUCAUCGAAAUUGCUUGUGCUCCAAUACCUAAUAACCGCGGAACGCGCUCUUUGCGGACUGCUGGCUAUUUGUGUGAUCAUGGCCGCCGUUGUUACUGCGUUCCUCGCGUACCACAUCUGGCUCGUCAAACUCGGGCAGACAACAAACGAACGCCACAAGUGGAGUGUACUUGCAAAGGCGAGGGAGAGACCAAAUCCGGAGAUCCUUGCGAAUGCUCCCACCGCUGCUAAAGAGCCUCCAGUCCCACGAUAUUACCUCGACCGGAACUCUGCUUCAGUUGACGGAGCGAACAACUCGAAGGCCUUCAAUGUUGAUUGGAUGAUUUCUCCGGUCAACGUUUAUAAUCGAGGUUUCCUUUUGAACAUACACGAGGUCCUCUUCCCAAGAUCACUUCGAAGCACUGCUCUUACGCGCGCCGAGAGGGCGGAAUCUCGAAAGCAGGCUUAGCUGUGUCGAGGGCUGGCGCUGGGUGCGAGGCGGGGCCGAACUAGAGAGAUAGAGAGAACCUUACCUACUCGGUACAGAGCCGCACUUAGGAUUCCUCUGAGGGACUGUAACCCCCCCUGGACACGAGAAACCCAACGAAGCUGAGUUUGCGGCUUGCCCCCCUCCUUAGUCGCCCUUAAGAGCCCCGGGU